AUGAUAGCCGCGCGGAAUUUUCAGCAGAUUUUAGAGGAAACUUACGUCGGAAGAAUAAUACGAAAAAGACAGGCGGAUUCGAUAAUAGAAACGACAGAAAAAAUCAUUAUUUGUAACGUGCCACACGGAUUAACCGAAAAAUUAAAACUAGUUCAACACUGUACGAUUCUGAAUUUAUCGAGACAUUUACUAUGUAUGGGAAUACAACCGUUUCGCUUUACAGAAUCAAAGACUGUUUCACACAACAGUAGCUUCAUUUGCAACUCCGUUGACAACUUUCGAACAGACUUACAACAGCUUUACCUUUGA
Messenger RNA from Amoebophrya sp. A120, 309 nucleotides. Lineage: Eukaryota; Dinophyceae; Syndiniales; Amoebophryaceae. The record is from the annotation of a GenBank genome assembly.